AUGUCAGUAUUUAAUUCUAUUGAAUAUGACGAUCUUAUAUAUCGUCAUCGACAAUCAAGUGAUAUAUUAUGGUCAUUAAAAAAUUGGCAUCAUCCAUUAUUCGAUAAUAAAGAACAAUCAAUUAAAUCAAAACAAUUAAUUAAUAAAAAUACACAAAUAUUAUCAAUAAUAACACCUGUACAUUAUAAAACAUUACCAAGAAAUUCUGAACAAAUCAAAUUUGAUGUUUUAAAUAGUUUAGCAUUAAAAUAUACAAUUGAAACAUUAAAUAAUGAAUUAAAUACAUAUGAACAAGCUAAAUCUAUUAUUCAAGAAAUGUCUCAUCGUUUAAAUAUUCGAACAGCACGUUUUCUUGCAUUUAUAUUUGCUAAAAUAUUUAAUCAAGUUUAUGAAAAUAUUUAUAUUGAACGAAAUGGUAUUGAUAAUAUAUAUAAUUUAUAUUGUUUAACACCAAUAGAUUCAUCAACAAACAUACCAUCAUCACCAAUAACAAUAUCAUCAACAUUAUUUGCUAUAUUAAAUACAUUUUCACGUUCAUCAUCAUCAUCAUCAUCAAUUAAUUCUGAUGGAAAUUUAUUAUCAUCAUCACCAUUAACAACAAAACAUUAUAUAACAUCACCAAGAAUUAUUUAUUUACCAACACAUCGAAGUUAUAUGGAUUUUAUUAUAUUAACAUAUUUAUGUUUUGAAUAUAAUAUUCCAUUACCAUGUAUUGCAGCUGCACAAGAUUUUCUUGGUCUUGGUUUAUUAGCAAAUUUACUUCGUAAUUGUGGUGCAUUUUUUAUACGUCGUUCAUUUCGUACUGAUCUACUUUAUUGGACUAUAUUUGAUGAAUAUGUUAAAACACAUUUAAUACAUGGUGAUUAUCCAUUAGAAUUUUUUAUUGAAGGUGCACGUUCAAGAACAUUAAAAACUUUAUUACCUGUUCGACAAGGUAUGUUAAAAUCAUGUUUAGAAUGUUAUUUUCGACGACAAAUUGAUAAUUUAAUAUUAAUACCUAUUUCAAUGAAUUAUGAAAAAGUUUUAGAAGAUAAUUUACAUGCAAAUGAAUUAUUAGGUAUACCAAAACCAAAAGAAUCAAAAAGUAGUUUAUUUAAAUCAUUACAAAUAUUAAAAAAAUCAUUUGGAACAAUGAUUAUCAAAUUUAGUCAACCAAUUCAUGUACAUGAUGCUUAUGAAUUAUUUAAAAAACAACAAGAACAUAAACCAAAUAGCCACUGUGAUCCUUUUAAUCGACGUGUUCCACGUGGUAUUCAACCACGCUCUGUCUGUCAAUAUGAUGGAUUCAAUGAAUUAGAAGAAAAUUUUCUUGAUGAAAUUUCUUAUCGAAUCGUAAAUGAACAACAAAGUUUAACAGCAAUCUAUCCAAUAACUGUUGUUGCAUUUUCUUUUCUUAAUUCAUCAAUAACUAUGUCUAGAGAUCGAUCAAUGUCAAUUGAACAAUUAUUUAUUGAUAAAAAUACAUUGUUUAUUGAGAAUGCAAAUGUUCUUAAAGAUUUUUCUACUCAUUAUGAAAUAUUUUGGCCAUCAAAUAAUGAUAAAAAUAAUUUAAAACAACGUCUUUUAUCACUUUAUUCAGAUAUAUUUGAAUUGAUUGGAAAUAAUCAUUUAAAAUUAAAAAUGACUGGUGAUCGUCUAGUUGAUGCUGCUCUUCUUAUGAAAUUAAUUAUGUAUCGAAAUAUAUGUUUACAUUUCUUUGCUAAACCAGCUUAUAUUCUAUUGGCAUGUCAAGCUACUACUCAGUCAUCAAUUUCUUACAAAGAAUUAAAAACUUAUUAUCAUUUUUUUAUACAUUUAUUUGCUUAUGAAUUUGUUUAUGAUAAAUUUCCGAUAGAUAAUAUUGAUGAUAAAUAUUUUGAUAAAUAUCUUUCAUAUUGGAUAAAGAAAAAUUAUCUUCUAUAUAUAAAUGAAUCAACAUAUGAAAUUAAUAAAAAUUUUCUUGAACAAAUUUCAUUAAUAACAAGUCCUUUUGAACAAUAUGCACGUGCUUAUUUAUUAAUAUAUGAACAAGAAAAUAUUUUAAAAGAAAAAAAUUUAUCAAUAUUAAUUAAAAUUUAUCAAAAAAAUUUAUUAACUAAAAUUGAUUCACAAAAUAUAAUUAGUAUAUUAGCAUCAUCAUCAAAUGUUAUAAGUAAUGCUUUGAGAACAUUAAAUAUAAGUCAUACAUCAACAACAUUAUCUCAAGUUCGUUAUAUGUUAACAAAAAUAUUUCAACCAAUAUCAAUUCAUUUUCGUGCUAAGUUAUAA
Molecule: messenger RNA, 2247 nt
Organism: Rotaria sp. Silwood1
Lineage: Eukaryota; Metazoa; Rotifera; Eurotatoria; Philodinida; Philodinidae
Source: the annotation of a GenBank genome assembly